This is a messenger RNA of Ricinus communis (castor bean), 553 nucleotides long. Its product is annotated as acyl-CoA-binding protein-like. The transcript is spliced from 4 exons. NCBI's taxonomy places the organism in Eukaryota, Viridiplantae, Streptophyta, Magnoliopsida, Malpighiales, Euphorbiaceae. Gene Ontology annotation, molecular function: fatty-acyl-CoA binding. Gene Ontology annotation, biological process: fatty acid metabolic process. The coding region runs from base 146 to 418 and encodes 90 amino acids. The record is from RefSeq and is a predicted model, not a curated record.
ACAAAGAGAGUUCCACUGCCACUCUCGAUUUUCUAUAUAUAUAAAACAAGCUCACAGCACUAACUGGCAUUGCGUUACGUUUCCUUGUUCGAAUCAAAAAGCCAAAAAAAUAAAAAAAGGUUUUCUUUCGAUCACACUCUCUACCAUGGGUUUGAAGGAGGAUUUUGAGGAGCACGCAGAGAAAGCUAAGACCCUUCCAGAAAAUACUACGAACGAGAACAAACUUAUUUUGUAUGGCCUUUACAAGCAAGCCACCGUUGGACCAGUCAAUACCAGCCGUCCUGGAAUGUUCAACAUGAGAGACAGAGCAAAGUGGGACGCAUGGAAAGCCGUUGAAGGGAAAUCUAAGGAGGAAGCAAUGAGUGACUAUAUCACUAAAGUCAAACAGCUGCUGGAGGAAGCUGCUGCUUCUGCUUAGUGUAUCGACCAUUUAUCCUGUUGCUCCAUUGUGUUUGCAAAUGUUAAAAUCAGUUUAAUAAUUCCGUGGAGUGUAAUGUGAUGUUACUGUGUUUCUUCUAAAUUAAUUACAUACUUGUGGAACUAAUUAGUUUCU